GGUUAUGUUGUUCACAACACAAACCACACGUUCUAUGGCUGCAUGUGGAUGUGGCAAUCUGACGACGUGUCUUUGCUCAGCAGUUGUCAAUUUUGCUGCAGCGGGAACCUUCGACUUUUAUAAAUACUGACUGUUGAUCACAUUGCCAUGAUGUUGCAGAGGCUGGCCUUGUGUUCCAGUCUACGUUCCAGGAGCCUGCAAGCAAAUGUUUGCCCACGCUUUGCCAGGGCAGUGUCCCAAACCAAGUUCCCUGUCACCCAUUCUCCUGGGAAGUCAGCAGCGCACCGCAGUGAGCUCAGACAGGCCAAGCGCAUUGUGGUGAAAUUGGGCAGUGCUGUGGUGACGCGGGGAGAUGAGUGUGGCUUGGCCCUCGGGCGUCUCGCCUCCAUUGUGGAGCAGGUGGCCGUGCUGCAGAACCAAGGCAGGGAGAUGAUGAUUGUCACCAGUGGGGCCGUUGCUUUCGGAAGGCAGAGACUGAGACACGAGAUCCUGCUAUCUCAGAGCGUCAGACAAGCCUUGCACUCUGGACAGAACCAACUCAAAGAAAUGUCACUUCCAGUUCUGGAGGCCCGGGCGUGUGCAGCUGCUGGACAGAGUGGCUUGAUGGCUCUGUAUGAAGCUAUGUUCACCCAGUACAGCACCUGCACUGCACAGAUCCUUGUGACGAAUCUCGACUUCCACGAUGAGCAGAAGCGUCGCAACCUGAACAGCACCCUCCACGAGCUGCUGCGCAUGAACAUAGUGCCCAUCAUCAACACCAAUGACGCAGUUGUACCGCCCCCUGUUCCAAACAGUGACCUUCAGGGGGUAAUACACAUCAAGGAUAACGACAGCUUGGCUGCAAGACUGGCUGUUGAAAUGAAAGCAGACCUUCUUAUUGCUCUAUCUGAUGUUGAAGGAUUGUAUGACAGCCCCCCAGGAACAGAUGAUGCUAAACUCAUCGAUAUCUUCUACCCCGGAGACCAGCAGUCUAUCAGAUAUGGCUCAAAGUCCAAAGUGGGCAUUGGGGGCAUGGAGGCAAAGGUGAAGUCUGCUCUGUGGGCGCUUCAGGGUGGCACGUCGGUCGUCAUUGCCAAUGGCACCGACCCCAAAGUCACGGGCCACGUCAUCACAGACAUAGUGGAGGGAAAGAAAGUGGGCACAUUCUUCUCUGAGGUCAAGCCUGCUGGUCCCACUGUGGAGCAGCAGACAGAAAUGGCCAGGCAGGCAGGCAGGACUCUGGCCACUCUUCACCCAGAUGAGAGAGGGGAGAUAAUUUGCCGUCUGGCUGACCUGCUGACAGAGAAGAAGGAUGAGAUCCUCAGUGCCAACAAGAGAGACAUGGAGACUGCAGCAUCAUCAGGCCGUCUCUCCCAACCCCUGCUGGCAAGGUUGAGUCUGUCCACAUCGAAGCUGAACAGCCUAGCCAUAGGCCUGCGUCAGAUUGCUGUAUCGUCCAGGGACAGCGUGGGGCAGGUGCUCCGCAGGACCAGAGUCGCCAACAACCUGGAGCUCGAACAGAUCACUGUGCCCAUCGGGGUCCUGCUGGUCAUCUUUGAGUCCCGACCCGACUGCCUUCCUCAGGUGUCAGCUCUGGCUAUUGCCAGUGGAAAUGCUCUGUUACUGAAGGGGGGAAAAGAAGCGGCCAACACCAACCGUAUCUUGCAUCAGCUGACCCAGGAGGCGCUCUCUAUCCACGGGGUGAAGGAUGCUAUUCAGCUGGUGAGUACCCGUGAGGAGGUGGAGGACCUGUGUAGACUAGAUAAGAUGAUAGACCUGAUCAUCCCUCGAGGCUCGUCCCAGCUGGUCAGAGACAUCCAGAGAGCUGCCAAGGGCAUCCCUGUGCUGGGACACAGUGAGGGCAUCUGCCAUGUCUACAUUGACUCUGAGGCUUGCAUCGAAAAGGCUAUUGACAUCAUCAAAGACUCUAAAUGUGACUACCCUGCAGCCUGCAAUGCCAUGGAGACCCUACUCCUCCACAGAGAUCUACUGAGGACACCUCUGUUUGACCAGAUUAUAGAUAUGCUUAGAGUGGAACAGGUGAAGAUCCAUGCAGGCCCCAGGUUUGCCUCCUACCUGACUUUUAGCCCAUCUGAGGUGAAGUCUCUGAGGACAGAGUACGGGGACCUGGAGUGCUGCAUUGAGGUGGUGGAUAGUAUGCAGGACGCCGUGGACCACAUCCACAAAUACGGCAGCUCCCACACAGAUGUCAUUGUUACAGAUAACGAGAAUACAGCUGAACAGUUCAUGCAGCAGGUGGACAGUGCCUGUGUUUUCUGGAACGCUAGCUCUCGCUUUGCAGAUGGAUACAGAUUUGGUCUUGGUGCGGAGGUUGGCAUCAGCACAGCUCGGAUCCAUGCGAGGGGCCCAGUGGGUCUGGAGGGGCUGCUGACCACCAAGUGGGUCCUCCGGGGUGAGGGGCACACAGUGGCAGAGUUCUCAGAGGCGGGCAGUAUGAAGUACCUUCAUGAGAACAUCCCUGUUCCUCAGAGAUUCCCCAGCUAGGAACCACAGUCAGUCACAGAACCCUCCAAUACAGGAACUGUCAUGUAAAAGUGGGAAGUGAAAACCUUAAAGUUCAUUUUUAUGAGUAGGGCUUAAAUUGCAACCUUAUAUAUGGAUCUGUAUGUGACUGUGGGGGUCAACAAACCACUUUCAGAUACCACAUACAUGAAAGCAGCAGGAGACUGUUUUGUAUCUGCUACAGUGUCUGAGCGUGUAAAGCAUUAAGAUGACCUGGAAAUUAAAGAAGAGGUGGUGAAAUGUUGCACAGGAAAGCAAAUGGUCAAAGUAUACGUGUGUGUGUACGAUAUAUAUAUAUAUAUAUAUAUACAAAAGUAUGUGGAGGCCUGUUCCAGUGAGUGGAUUCAGCUUUUUCAGCCAUACCCGUUGCUGACAGGUGUAUAAAAUCGAGCACACAGCCAUGCAAUCUCCAUAGCCCAAAUUGGCAGUAGAAUGGCCUUACUGAAGAGCUCAGUGACCUUCAAUGUGGCACCGUCAUAGGAUGCCACCUUUCCAGGUAGUUAGUCAACGUUCUGCCUUGCUAGGGCAAUGUAAGUGCUGUCAUUGUGAAGUGGAAACUUCUAGGAGCAACAACGGCUCAGCCGCGAAGUGGUAGGCCUCACACGUAAAAAUCUUCUGUCCUGCAACAUUCCCUAACGAGUUCCAAACUGCCUCUUGAAGCAACGUCUGCACAAGCACUGUUCGUGGUAAUUAGCCCAGUGUGGUCUGGGUUAGGAGGGGGUUUGGCAGGCUGAGAUUUUGCUGUCCCAUCGUGCUCUUGUGACACGGUCGCUAGGUGUACGGUGUUUCCUCCGACACAUUGGUGCAGCUGGCUUCCAGGUAAAGCGGGCAUUGUGUCAAGAAGCAGUGCGGCUUGGCUGGGUCGUGUUUUGGAGGACGCACGGCUCUCGACCUUCGCCUCUCCCGAGUUGCAGCGAUGGGACAACACUAUAACUAACAAUUGGAUACCAUGAAAUUGGGGAGAAUUUUUAUGUCUUGCGGGCUGGAAUGAAGUUCCGGAGGGCAGAUUACGUGCCCCCUCCCCCCCUUUCUGUUUCAGCAUGACAAUGCCACCUUGCACAAAACCAGGUCUAUACAGAAAUGGUUUGUUGAGAUCGGUGUGGAAGAACUUGACUGGCCUACACAGAGCCCUAAACUGAACCCCAUCGAACACCUUUGGAAUGAAUUGGACCGCAGACUGGGUGCCAGGCCUAAUUGCCCAACAUCAGUGCCCGACCUCCCUAUUGCUAUUGUGGCUGAAUUGAAGCAAAUCCCUGCAGCAACGUUCCAACAUCUAGUGGAAAGCCUUGCCAGAAGAGUGGAGGCAGUUACAGCAACAAAGGUGGGACCAACUCCAUAUUAAUGCCUAUGCUUUUGGAAUGAGAUGUUCAACGAGCAGUUGUCCACUUACCUUUGGUCAUGUAUUGUGUGUGUGAAAAAAAUGUAAGAAUGUGAAAUGUCAGAAUAAUUGUAGAGACAAGGAUUAAUUUUUUCACAUUCCCAGUGGGUCAGAAAUUUACAUGCACUCAAUUAGUAUUUGGUAGCAUUGCCUUUAAAUUGUUGAACUUGGGUCAAACGUUUCGGGUACCCUUCCACAAGCUACCCACAAUAAGUUGGGUGAAUUUUGGCCCAUUCCUCCUGACAGAGCUGAUGUAACUGAGUCAGGUUUGUAGGCCUCCUUGCUCAUCCACGCCUGUUCAGUUCUACCCACAAAUGUUAUAUGGGAUUGAGGUCAGGGCUUUGUGAUGUCCACUCCAAUACCUUGAAUUUGUUCUCCUUAAGCCAUUUUUCCACAACUUCGGAAGUAUGCUUGGGGUCAUUGUCCAUUUGGAAGACCCAUUUGCGACCAAGCUUUAACUUCCUGACUGAUGUCUUGAGAUGUUUCUUCGAUAUAUCCACAUAAUUUUCCAUUCCUCGUGAUUCCAUCAAAUGUGUGAAGUUCACCAGCCCCUCCUGCAGCAAAGCACCCCCACAACAACGUGAUGCUGCCACCCCCGUGCUCCACGGUUGGGAUGGUAUUCUUCGGGUUGCAAGCCUCCCCCUUUUUCCUCCAAACAUAUCUAUGGUCAUUAUGGCCAAACGGUUGAAUUUUUGUUUCAUCAGACCCCAGGACAUUUCUCCAAAAAGUAUAAUCUUUGUCCCCAUGUGCAGUUGCAAAUCGUAGUCUGUCUUUUUUUAUGGCGGUUUGGAGCAGUGGCUUCUUCCUUGCUGAGCAGCAUUUAUAGGAUAUAUAUAUAUCCACAUAUAUAUAUGUGGAGAUAGAUACUUUUGUACCUGUUUCCUCCAGCACCUUCAAGGUCCUUUGCUGCUGUUCUGGGAUUGAUUUGCACUUUUCGCACCAAAGUACGUUAAUCACUAGGAGACAGGAUGCGUCUCUUUCCUGAGCGGUAUGACUGCGCCGUGGUCCCGUGGUGUUUUCAUUUGCGUACUAUUGUUUGUACAGAUGAACGUGGUACUUUCAAGUAUUUGGAAAUUGCUCCCAAGGAUGAACCAUGACUUCUUUUGAUUUUUCCACGAUGUCAAGCGAAGAGGCACUGAGUUUGAAGGUAGACCUUGAAAUACAUCCACAGUUACUCCUCAAAUUGACAUAAAUUAUAUAAAUGAACCAAUUAGAAGCUUUUAAAGCCAUGACAUUGUCUGGACUUUCCAAGCUGUUUAAAGGCACAGUCAACUUACUGUAUGUAAACUUCUGACGCACUGGAAUUGUGAUACAGUGAAUUAUAAGUGAAAAAUGACUUGUUAUGCACAAAGUAGAUGUCCUAACCGACUUGCCAAAACUAUAGUUUGUUAACAAGAUAUUUGUGGAGUGGUUGAAACACCUAGGUUGGAAUCAUUGAAACUAGGUUAUGUAAACUUCCAACUUCAACUGUACAUGCAGGCAGUACCAGUCAAAACUUUGGACAGACCUAAUAAUUCCAGGGCUUUUCUUUAUUUUUACUAUUUUCUACAUUGUAUAAUAAUUGGAAAGACCUCAAUACUAACACAUAUGGAAUCAUGUAGUAAUAAAAAAAAAUGUUAAACUAAUCUAAAUAUAUUUUAGAUUCUUCAAAUUAGCCACUCUUUGCCUUGAUGACAGCUUUGCAUACUCAUGGCAUUCUCUCAACCAGCUUCAUGAGGAAUGCUUUUCCAACAGUCUUGAAGGAGUUCCCACAUAUGCUGAGCACAUGUUGGCUGCUUUUCCUUCACUCUGCGGUCUAACUCCUCCCAAACCAUCUCAGUUGGGUUGAGGUCGGGUGAUUGUGGAGGUCAGGUCAUCUGAUGCAGCACUCCAUCACUCUCCUUGGUCAAAUAACCCUUACUUAGCCUGGAGUUGUUGGGUCAUUGUCGUGUUGAAAAACAAAUGAUAGUCCCACUAAGCGCAAACCAGAUGGGAUGGAAUAUUGCUGCAGAAUACUGUGGUAGGCAUGCUGGUUAAGUGUGCCUCAAUUUCUAAAUAAUUCACUGACUGUGUCACCAGCAAAACACCAUCACACAUACGUUCACCUACUAGUCUCGAGACACAGCGGUUGGAACCAAAAGCCUAAUUUGUACUAAUCAGACCAAAGGACAGAUUUCCACCGGUCUAAUGUCCAUUGCAUGUUUCUUGGCCCAAGCAAGUCUCUUCUUCUUAUUGGUGUCCUUUUAGUAGGUGUUUCUUUGCAGAAAUUCAACCAUGAAGGCCUGAUUCAUGCAGUCUCCUCUGAACAGUUGAGGUGUCUGUUACUUUUAAGUUUUAUUUAACGAGGGAAGUCAGUUAAUUAAGAACAAAUUCAUAUUUACAAUGACUGCCUACCACGGCCAAACCCGGACGACACGGGGCCAAUUGUUCGCCGCCCUAUGGGGCUCCCAAUCACGACCGGGUGUGAUGCAGCCUGGAUUUGAACCAGGGACUGUAGUUGGACUGCAGAGUGAAGAAUAGCAGCCAACAAGUGCUCAGCAUAUGUGGGAACUCAUUCAAGACUGUUGGAAAAACAUUCCUCAUGAAGCUGGUUGAGAGAAUGCCAAGAGUGUGCAAAGCUGUCAUCAAGGCAAAUGGUGGCUACCUUGAAUAAUCUAAACUAAUAUAUUUUGAUUUAACACUUUUUUGGGGUUACUACAUGUGCAUGUGUUAUUUCAUAAUUUUGAUGUCUUCACAAAAUAGUAAAAAUAAAGAAAAUCCCUUCAACGAGUAGGUGUGUCCAAUCUUUUAACUGGUACUGUGUGUGUGUAUAUAUACACCUAAAUAUUUCUCUCAACAAAAAUAUAAACGCAAUGAUUUUACUGAAUUACAGUUCAUAUAAGGAAAUCAAUAAAUUGAAAUACAUUUAUUUGGCCCAAUCUAUGGAUUUCACAUGACUGGGAUGGGAUGCAGCCAUGGAUGGGCCUGGGAGGGCAUAGCCCCAUCCACUUGGUAGACAGGCCCACCCACUGGGGAGCAAGGCCCAGCCUAACAGAAAUUUUAAAAAAGCUCCACAAAAGGGCUUUAGUACAGACAAAUACUCCUCAGUUUCAUCAGCUGUCCAGGUGGCUGAUCUCAGACGAUCCCGGGUGUGGAGGUCCUAGGCUGGUGUGGUUCCACAUGGUGUGCAGUUGUGAGGCCGAUUGUACGUAGUUCCACAUUUUCUAAAACGAUGUUGGAGGCAGCUUAUAGUAGAGAAAUUAAUAUUCAAAUCUCUGGCAACAGCUCUGGUGGACAUUCCUGCAGUCAGCAUGCCAAUUGCACAUUUCCUCAACUCACCUCUGUAGCGUUGGCCUUAUUUUCCCCAGCACAAGGUGCACCUGUGUAAUGAUCGUGCUGUUUAAUAUGCCUCACCUGUCAGGAGGAUGGAUUAUAUUGUCAAGUGUGUAACGCUCACUAACAGGGAUGUAAACAAAUGUGUACACAAUUUGAGAGAAAUAAGCUUUUUGUGUGUAUGGAACAUUUCUGGGAGUUUUCAUUUCAGCUCAUGAAACAGGGGACCAACCGUUUACAUUCCCCUGUUUUAUAUUUUUGUUCAGUGUAUAUAUCCAUUCAUUCGCCGUGUGUGUCUGACAAUCCCCUGCACUAGGUCUCGGCAGAAUGUUUUGUAUAGUGACCACAAGAGGUUGGACAUUUUGUGCAAGUUGUGCCUCCCCCUCCACUCAUAAAUGUUUAUGGUAAAAUAAUUUGUAAUCAUGAUUGGUUACUGGCCCUAUUUGAUUUGACUUUUUUUUAUUUUUUAUAUAAACUUUUUUUCCCCUUCUGUUUUUCAUGUUUAUGGUCACAUGUUUGCUGUCAGUACAGGUCCAUAGUGAAAGUUUGUUAUCUUUGGUUCCUCAUGCCACAGAUUCUUUGAAUAAUAAAGAUGAUGUACAGUUAGGUA
Molecule: messenger RNA, 7781 nt
Organism: Oncorhynchus keta (chum salmon)
Lineage: Eukaryota; Metazoa; Chordata; Actinopteri; Salmoniformes; Salmonidae
Product: delta-1-pyrroline-5-carboxylate synthase-like
Exons: 18
Coding region: 148-2484 (778 amino acids)
Cellular component (GO): mitochondrion; cytoplasm
Molecular function (GO): glutamate 5-kinase activity; glutamate-5-semialdehyde dehydrogenase (NADP+) activity; ATP binding
Source: RefSeq, a predicted model, not a curated record